This is a messenger RNA of Carassius gibelio (silver crucian carp), 537 nucleotides long. Its product is annotated as electrogenic sodium bicarbonate cotransporter 1-like. The record is from RefSeq and is a predicted model, not a curated record. Lineage: Eukaryota; Metazoa; Chordata; Actinopteri; Cypriniformes; Cyprinidae. Gene Ontology annotation, biological process: bicarbonate transport; transmembrane transport; regulation of intracellular pH. Gene Ontology annotation, molecular function: solute:inorganic anion antiporter activity; sodium:bicarbonate symporter activity. The coding region runs from base 140 to 409 and encodes 89 amino acids. Gene Ontology annotation, cellular component: plasma membrane; basolateral plasma membrane. The transcript is spliced from 4 exons.
UUGAAUGCCACCUGGUCCUCACUGUCAAAGAAGGAAUGCUUGAAAUAUGGAGGGGAGUUAAUGGGCAAAGACUGUGAUUUUGUGCCCGACAUCACCCUCAUGUCUUUCAUCCUUUUCUUUGGCACCUACACCUGCUCCAAUGUUUCUGAAGAAAUUCAAGAUGAGCCCAUUCUUUCCUACUAUUCCAACAAGCCCAAACCGUGGCUGGUUUGUGCCUCCAUUCGGUGGGAUCCCCUGGUGGGUGUACCUGGCAGCAGCUCUGCCUGUCCUUCUGGUCACCAUCCUGCUCUUCAUGGAUCAGCAGAUAACCGCUGUCAUUGUCAAUCGCAAGGAACACAAGCUUAAGGGAACAGAGAGUAACUGGUAUCUUUUUCUUCAUCCUCACCGAUCUUGGCUCUGGUUGCUGUGAGGAAGGCGUUGGACUUGAUCUUCUUCCAGCAUGACCUCAGUUUCCUGGAUGAUGUCAUACCUGAGAAGGACAAGAAAAAAAAAGGAAGAUGAGAAGAAAAAGAAGAAACAAGGGAGCAUAGACAAUGA